This is a messenger RNA of Hyaena hyaena (striped hyena), 939 nucleotides long. Its product is annotated as taste receptor type 2 member 7-like. Gene Ontology annotation, cellular component: membrane. Bases 1 to 939 code for a protein of 312 amino acids. Gene Ontology annotation, molecular function: bitter taste receptor activity; G protein-coupled receptor activity. The transcript has a single exon. Gene Ontology annotation, biological process: G protein-coupled receptor signaling pathway; sensory perception of taste; detection of chemical stimulus involved in sensory perception of bitter taste. The record is from RefSeq and is a predicted model, not a curated record. Lineage: Eukaryota; Metazoa; Chordata; Mammalia; Carnivora; Hyaenidae.
AUGCCGGAUAAAGUAAAGAGCACCUUAAUGCUCAUAGCAGCUGGAGAAUUUUCAGUGGGGAUUUUAGGGAAUGCGUUCAUUGGAUUGGUAAACUGCAUGAACUGGCUCAAAACUAGGAAGAUUGCCUCCAUUGAUUUAAUCCUCACAAAUCUGGCCAUGUCCAGAAUUUGUCUAUUAUGUGUAAUACUGUUAGACUAUUUUAUACUGGAGCUGUAUCCGGAUGUCUAUACUACUGGUAAACAAAUGCGAAUCAUUGACUUCUUCUGGACACUAACCAACCAUUUAAAUGUCUGGUUUGCCACCUGCCUCAGCAUUUUCUAUUUCCUCAAGAUCGCGAAUUUCUUCCAUCCCCUUUUCCUCUGGAUGAAGUGGAGAAUUGACAGCGUGAUUCCUAGGAUCCUGCUGGCAUGCCUGGCCCUCUCUGUGCUCAUUAGCCUUGUCGUCACUGAGAAUUUGAAUGAUGACUUCAGGUCUUGCGUUAAGGUAAAGAAGAAAAUAAACGUAACUGUGAAAUGCAGAGUGAAUAAAGCCCAAUAUGCCUCCAUCAAGAUUUGCCUCAACCUGUUGACCCUAUUCCCCUUUUCCGUGUCCCUGGUCUCAUUUCUCCUCUUACUCCUCUCCCUGUGGAGACAUACCAGGCAGAUGAAGGUCGGUGCCACAGGGCGCAGAGACCCCAGCAUAGAAGCCCACGUGGGAGCCAUGAAAGCUGUCAUCUCCUUCCUCCUCCUCUUCAUUGCUUACUAUUUGGCUUUCCUCGUAGCCACUUCCAGCUACUUUAUGCCCGAGACCGAAUUAGCAGUGAUGAUGGGUGAGUUGAUAGCGCUCAUCUAUCCCUCAAGCCAUUCGUUUAUUCUAAUUCUGGGGAACAACAAAUUAAGACAGGCGUCCCUAAGGGUGCUUUGGAAAAUAGAGUAUAUCCUAAAAAGAAGAAAUCGCUAA